This is a messenger RNA of Neomonachus schauinslandi (Hawaiian monk seal), 396 nucleotides long. RefSeq names its product 40S ribosomal protein S12-like. Gene Ontology annotation, molecular function: structural constituent of ribosome. Gene Ontology annotation, biological process: translation. The transcript has a single exon. Gene Ontology annotation, cellular component: ribosome; cytosolic small ribosomal subunit. NCBI's taxonomy places the organism in Eukaryota, Metazoa, Chordata, Mammalia, Carnivora, Phocidae. The record is from RefSeq and is a predicted model, not a curated record. The coding region runs from base 1 to 396 and encodes 131 amino acids.
AUGGCCGAGGAAGGCAUUGCUGCCGGAGGUGUAAUGGACAUUAAUACUGCUUUACAAGAGGUGCCAAAGACCGCCCUCAUCCACGAUGGCCUACCACGUGGAAUUCGCGAAGCUGCCAAAGCCUUAGACAAGCGCCAAGCCCAUCUUUGUGUGCUUGUAUCCAACUGUGAUAAGCCUAUGUAUGUCAAGUUGGUGAAGGCCCUUUGUGCUGAACACCAAAUCAACCUAAUCAAGGCUGAUGACAACAAGAAACUAGGGGAAUGGGUAGGCCUCUGUAAAAUUGACAGAGAGGGAAAACCCCGUAAAGUGGUUGGUUGCAGUUGUGUGGUGGUUAAGGACUAUGGCAAAGAGUCUCAGGCGAAAGAUGUCAUCGAUGAAUACUUCAAAUGCAAGUAA